This is a messenger RNA of Helicoverpa armigera (cotton bollworm), 6325 nucleotides long. RefSeq names its product Cadherin 86C (gene Cad86c). Gene Ontology annotation, biological process: homophilic cell-cell adhesion. Gene Ontology annotation, cellular component: plasma membrane. The record is from RefSeq and is a predicted model, not a curated record. Bases 368 to 5809 code for a protein of 1813 amino acids. NCBI's taxonomy places the organism in Eukaryota, Metazoa, Arthropoda, Insecta, Lepidoptera, Noctuidae. Gene Ontology annotation, molecular function: calcium ion binding. The transcript is spliced from 15 exons.
CCGCGGCCGGCUGGCGGCUCGCCACUCUAGUACGGCACGGGCGGAGUGACGCAGCGGACGCGCGCCGCCACAACCCGGCGCGCGCACACACACACGAACAUAAACUAAAACAUUUGUUCAUACAAACUUUUCUACCGGUGUGUUUACAGUGUUUGACUGUUCAUACGGAGGAUUGAGUGCACUUUGAGUGACUUGGGGACGUGACAGGGAUUUGGCGGGAGUCUGGAGGGAAAGUGGCAGGACAGAGGCGCGAGCGCGCCCUCUUUUACAUAAUCGUUGAUAACUGGAGCUUUCGUAAUUGUUGCGUGAUAACAGUGGAGUAGUAUAACGGUAGCCGUGCCUCCCAAAGGAUGAGGAAUAAGCAACGAUGCUGGAAACGCUGCUUUGGCCCAGACAUACUGAAAUCAACAGGAUGACGUUCGCCUUGGCGCUGGUAGUGGUUUGGUGGGCGGUCGGCGCUCGCGCCGGCGAGCCGGUGUUCGACCCGAGCACCCUGAUGCGGCUGGUGCUCGUCCCGGCUGACGUGCCCGUCGGCUCAGUCAUCUACCGCGUCCGCGCCUCCGACCCUGACUUCGAUUAUCCGCUGCAUUUUGAACUUAUUGGUCAAAUGGGUCGUUUAGACAUCGGUGUGGAAACCCUUCCCUGUACGCGCUACAACUCAGUUUGUCAAGCCAACAUCAUCCUCCUGAGGAGAUUGGAGCCAGGGCGGUAUGUGGACUUCAGGCUAUCGGUGCGGAACACCAGGGGGAAAAGUUCCAGGAUAGCCUGCUCUGUAACUGGGACCAAUGCCACAACGCCCAGGGAUACCAUUUUUCCUCACCAGCCCGGGAUCAUUUUGGUGCCAGAGGACGCUAAACGCGGAACUGAUCUUGAGAUAGUAAUUGCGAGAAAAAACCCGGUGACGCCGAAGCCUUUGGAACUCGAACUUUGGGGAUCUCCUCUCUUCGCGAUCCGACAGCGGCGGGUAUCAGCCGAAAAUACUGAAGGGACCAUAUUCCUGGUGGGGCCACUAGACUUCGAGGCCCAAUCUAUGUACCAUUUGACACUACUGGCCGUGGAUCCCUUCAUAGAAAUAGGCAAGGAUACACGCAACAUAGCCGGUUUAGAAGUCGUGGUGGUCGUCCAAGAUGUUCAGGACAUGCCUCCAGUGUUCACUGCUGCUCCGCCCAUCACCCAUCUGCCGAGGCAGGUGGCUCCGGGAGACAUGGUGGUGAGGGUGAGAGCAGAAGAUGGAGAUAAGGGGGCGCCGAGGCAGAUCAGAUACGGACUGGUGUCAGAAGGGAAUCCUUUUACACCGUUCUUCAACAUCAAUGAAACAUCGGGUGAGGUAACCCUAGAGCGUCCUAUCGAGGAGAUAGCAGCGAUCUCCCAUGCUGGCGCUCCUAUCCUCCUAACGGUAGUUGCUGAGGAGGUUCGACUGUCGCGAGAGGAGCCCGAAGCGAUGUCCUCGACUGUACAGCUUGCGUUCAUACUGCCCGAACGAGAGAACUCACCGCCGUACUUUGAGAAUCAGUUCUACAUUACUUACUUAGACGAGAACGCUCCUCAAGGCACAGCGCUGAUGUUCAGCGAUCCCUACAUACCGCAAGUGAACGACAACGACGCUGGCAAGAAUGGCGUGUUCUCUCUCUCGUUGGUCGGCAACAAUGGAACUUUCGAGAUCUCGCCCACUGUCGCUGAGAGACACGCCCAGUUCAUCAUCAAAGUGCGGGACAAUACCAUGCUCGAUUUUGAAGCUAGAAAGUCUGUUGUGUUUCAGAUUUUAGCUCAAGAGCUUGGCCCAGCAACGAAUCUGUCAGUGACAGCGAAUGUGACAGUCUAUCUAAACGACGUCAACGAUAACCCGCCAAUCUUCCUGGCGCAAUCAUAUGACGUGGAACUGCCAGAAAACGUAACCGCCGGCACCAAGGUCGUACAAGUCGCAGCAGACGACGUAGACACUGGUGCAUUCGGCAAAGUACAGUUCACUGCCAUAUUAGGAUACCUCAACACGUCCCUCAACUUGGACCCUAUAUCGGGUGUCAUAACAGUCGCCACAAAUAAUCACGGCUUCGACCGUGAAGCGAUGCCAGAUCUGCAUUUCUUAGUAGAGGCUAGAGAUAAUGAUGGAGUAGGUUUAAGAGUAACAGUGCCAUUAAUUAUUAAGUUACUAGAUGUAAAUGAUAAUCCACCAGAGUUUGAAAGAUCGCUUUACGAGUUUGUGCUGUCGCCGAGUCUGAAUAAUUUCACAUCGGCAGCAUUCGUGCAGGCAGUUGACAGAGAUUCCGAACCACCAAAUAAUAUAGUCAGAUAUGAAAUAAUACAGGGAAAUGGAGAUGGAAAAUUCGCUAUAAAUGAAGAUACAGGUGAACUGUAUCUUCUAGAAGCGCUAAAAAGAACAAAGAAACAAAACGUUCACAGACGAAGACGUCAAUCCAAUGAUCAAGAGGAAAGCGAAGUAUUUGUGCUAACAAUAAGAGCUUACGAUCUAGGAGUUCCUAGAUUAUCCUCUACAACAAUAGCGAAAGUAUAUCCUCCAGAGAGUAAGACUAGGACAAUGUCUUUCAUAGUUCCUGGAGCUAACCCUGAUAAGAAGAAACUAGAAGAAGUUCUUAGUACACUCUCUGGAGGAAAAGUAACUAUUAUUGAUAUUAAGCCAUACAGAGGCAGUGAUAAUACUGCAACAGAUUUAAACGGUCAGGAAUCUAGUCAAGAAAAGAGUGAAGUUAUCGCUGUGGUGCGGAUGUCUGGAAACACAGCCAUAAAUGUAGCCAAGCUCCAAGAGCAACUGGCAAAGAAUGUGACAAUCUACACGACAGGCACUAACUCGGGUGGCGUCAUCAAUACUGGGACAGGAUCAGGAUCAAAUUCAGGAAAAUCUGAUCAUGCGUCUACAGCCGACGGUAGUGAUUCUGGUCUCUACAGAGCAGAAAGUCGACUAUUAUUCUGGCUACUAAUACUGCUGGCGAUAUUAGUAGCCCUAGUACUGUUACUCCUUAUAUGCUGCUGCAUAUGCGAAGGAUGUCCACUUUAUAUGCCUCCUAGGAAAAGAGUGAUACGUGUCAACUCCACAGAGGACGACGUGCAUUUAGUGGUGCGCGACAAGGGACUUGGGAGGGAAAACAAGUCGACGCAAAAUAUAGAAAAUAAGUCAAUACAAGCUAAUGAGUGGAGGAGGCGCGAGGCAUGGAGUGCUGAACAGGCAGACUUGAGGACGAAACCAACGCAGUGGAAGUUCAAUAAGAGAAACCACAGAUCCAAUAAAGAGCCAUCUAAACCAGCUUCAACGCCGGGAGAUAUUCAUCAAGAGUUCGUACAUACAGCAGCUGACAAUGAUUACAGAUAUAACGAUAAUCGGCAAUCAUUUCGCAGGGAUGGACCCAACAUUAUUUACACAAAAGAAAUGCAACUACAAGAAGCAUUUGCGAACAAACAUAAAGAGUAUAUCGAAGACUUAGAAAACGGUUACGAUAGAAUCGCAACACUACAUUACCAACGUAGGGAACAAGACAACGAUUCGAUACGUAGACAUGAAAUAGAUAGGGGCUCCGAAGUCGGGGUCUUCCUCAAGUCUGAUGAAGACAAAAAUUUACAUGACAAGACUGAUAGCAAAACUAAACACGAAUAUUCUGAAAAAGUGCGCGCCCCAUCUAUUCACGGCAGGGAUCAAUAUUUUAUAAAAGAAGGAAAUACAGAAAUUUUAAGAUUAGUGACUAGAGGUAAGAAUGAAGAAGAGCGCUAUGUAAAUCUUCCUGCUCAACAACAAAGACCUGUCACACUUAUACCGCAUACACAAUACGUUGUAGUAGAUAGUGGGAAAAAUCUAUUAAUGGAACGAUUUAUAAGAGAACAAGGUGAAGAAGCUAAAAAUAUUAGAGAGAGAAUGAGCAAAGUAACUGAUUUAGAUAACAUUUCGAAUGGUAAAGAUGCUAAAAGCUACGGACAAAGAUCACAAGUAGGUAGUGAAGGGCAAAAUCAAUUUCAUGAGUACACUAACCUUCACCCUGAAGUACCAGGUACAGUACCUUUAAAAACAGAUUACUUACAGUCAGCGCUAUUAGAAAUGCAAAACAAAUCGACGAUCCACCAAGAGCUACUAGAAUCAUCACUCAGAAAACAAAAUGAGCUUUUACAUCAAAUACUCAUAGAACGAGAAAGAAUGUUACAAAACCAAGAAACUGCUUCUCAAGUUGAAAGUAAACUUGAAACUCAGAGUCUACCUGGCCAUUCUGUGAUGGCAACUCAAACCGAAUGUCACAUUGGUACACAAACUGAGCCACAGCUCAUGAAGCCAACAAGAAGAAAAGCGAGAAGUGACAAUGAUUCGUACAGUGAAGAUGAAUCACAAAUGGUUGUAGAGGAUGAAACAAAAAAAGUAGCGUGGGUAAAAAAGAGAAAGCCUAAAAAGAAAUUAAAACACAAAGAUCCCCGACGAAGUAUGAGAGUAUACGAUUUAAGUAGAAAAAUAAAGACACCAAUCCUCGAAGAAAGUGAAGUGUCUCCUUCCUUGGAAAGUGAAAAGCACAUAAAAAUAAGCAAAACCAACGAAAGGGAAGAACACAUAAAAAAUUACGGCGAUAUGACAAGAAGCACAGUAACUACAUCAAAAAAUGAAACCGUAUCGUCUACUCAAAUAAAAAUAUCUGACAGUGACAGAAAAUCAAGAUUAAGAAGAGACGUAUUAAUGGAGAUUUCGGAUUCUAUCGACGAUAAAGUGGAAUCCGACAUCAGCGACAGAAGAUUAAGGCUUCAGAAACAAUUUUCUGUUACAACCGAUGAUACACAACUCAAAAGCCCAUUAGCUAUCGAAAAUGAAAGUAACGACAAUAAAAGCAGAAGCAGUUCAGCUUCAAAAGACCAUCGCAAUUUAGUAUUUUCAAGACAAGGUUCUUCCACAGAAGCACGGGAAAUUGCAGCAGAACAUUCAUCAGCAAAGUCAAAAUCAUCAGACGUAGAGGCGCAGUCAACUAAAUUAGAUAGUCCAAGUAAUCCAGAACCUAGUAAAAGAGUAAAUGAAGCGAGUGAAUCAACGAAAUCGUCAGAAAGUGUUAAACCGACACAAAAAAGCUUACCACGCUAUAUGCAAUGGUAUGGGAAAAAGUCAGCAGCAGCAAAAUCUACACCCGCUGAAAAAGUAGUACCGAGUAAACCAAAAAGAUCAUCGAAAACGAAAAACGAUGAUGAUAAAGAUGGCCGGUACGGUAAGAUUAUGAAUAAAGACACUCAAGGCGAUUCAGAGGUAAAAAAAAACUUCAAAUCAAAAGAAAGUGAGUUUAUUCAUCCACGGAUACUGAAAGAAGAAAAGGUUACUCCAGUUCCAGAAGGCCCCUUACCAGAUGUUCAUCCUUUACUGCAACAUUCUGAACAUAGAUAUGAACACCAAUACGAAAACCAAAAUCCUCUAUGUUACAUACAGCCUACGCACAUACCUAAAUAUUUAGGCCAACAACCAAUGCCGCGGAAACAAGCACCAGAACAACAGCCCAUCUAUGUAAAUCAAGAUGAUGUUAAAGAACCUAAACAGGAUAUAGCAGAAAGUGCCUUAACCCACAGUAUAUCAAUAUCAACAAGCUACGAAGAAGAUCGAAAGAAUCCAGAAGUACAUGUUUCUAAAAUAAACAUAGGAGGCGAUAAUAUUCCCGACAUAGCUCAUAGAAGUGUCACGUCUAAGAUAGAUGAUAAUGAUUCUGGUAUAGCUAUGAAUACGUUGGUUCAACAGAAUAACACGAAGAGGUUACCCAUCACUGAAAAGAAAAGUGUGUUCACAAUCGCAUACGACGAUGUUCAAACCAAACAACUUCGACCAGAUAGUAGCUCCACUUCUUACUAAAUCACUUUUAUAUUCGUGUCCGUCGAUUGAGUGCCUUAAAAUCAUUGUGAAUAAAUUAGGAUAGUCCCAAAAUUAAAGACUCUUUCUUACUCUCCGUCCAAUGUUGAAAUCGUUAAAUUAUUUGAUAAAACAAAAUGAACUAUUUUUACGCUGGAAUAUUGAUAUCUUUUUGGCUAAUAUCCAGAUACUUAGAAUAAAUUAUAAUAAGCUAGUUUCGUUACUUGUACAGGAUUUUAGCUAAAAUGAAUUCAAGUUCAGCUUUGUAUAAGAAGUGUAACUUGAUACAACUGCCUUUGUUUAUUGACUGGUUUAUUAUAUAUAAUUUUAGAAUAUUUUCCUAUAAUAAUGUAUAUAGGCCACAUGUUGAAAAUAUAAUUAAGUAAUAUUUAAAUUAAUUGUAGCUUUAAUAAUAUCUCUUUGUAAAUAUUAUUUCUGUAAUACCUUACAAUGCAUUCUGAUACAGUGUGCAAUUCUAUAUUUGUUAUAAAAUAUAAAGUUAUAUAUUACAUAUUAAAC